AUGGGCGAAACCAGACAGGUGGCUCUCGUAGUCGGUGCCUCGAGAGGCAUCGGUAGACAAAUCGCCAUUGACCUCGCGAAGAACGGCUAUGCUGUCGUCGUCGCAGCAAAGACAACCAGCGACGCAUCCAAGGCUGAUCCCUUUCCCCCGAAUCCCAAUUCACCGCAAUCGACCAUCAGCACGGUGGCCCGCGAGAUUCACGAGGCCGGCGGCGACGCAACGCCCAUCGCAGUCGACGUUCGAGACCAAGACAGCGUCGCUCGGUUGGUUGAAAAGACAAUCAAGAUUUACGCCCGCCUCGAUGUCUUAGUCUACAACUCAGGCGCAAUCUGGUGGGCCUCUGUCGAAGACACGCCCCCCAAACGCUUCCAGCUCAUGCAGCGCGUGAACCCAGAGGGCCUCUACCUGACCCUCCACGCCGCGCUCCCCCACCUGAAGCGCCAGCGGCGCGGCCGCGUCGUCGUCGUGAGCCCUCCCAUCUACAGCCGCUUCUUCCGGGGCAAGACGGCCUACGCCAUGGGCAAGGUCGGCAUGAGCGUGUUGACCAAGGGAUUGGCCAUGGACCUCGUUCGCCAGGGCUUGGACGAGAUGGCGAUUACAAGUAUCUGGCCCGCCGCUGCGAUUGAAUCCGCGGCAACGCAAACGUUCCAAGCCACCAACGCCGAAGAGUCAAAGGACCUGAGAAAGCCGACCAUCUUUUCCGACGCCAUCCUCGAGAUCCUACGCGCGCCUGCCGGAAAAGUAAACGGCGAGCUCGUCUUGGACGAAGACUUCUUGAGGGACCACGCCGGGGUCACAGACUUUUCAAAGUACUCUCUUGUACCGGGAUCUGAGCCGCGGAGAAUCAUGCCCGCAGAGCUGCCUGAUCUGAAAGUCAAAGAACAGGACGAUGAGGGGAAGAGGUAUGAUAGUAACAAAGCCAAGCUAUAA
Molecule: messenger RNA, 930 nt
Organism: Colletotrichum orchidophilum
Lineage: Eukaryota; Fungi; Ascomycota; Sordariomycetes; Glomerellales; Glomerellaceae
Product: short chain dehydrogenase
Exons: 4
Coding region: 1-930 (309 amino acids)
Molecular function (GO): oxidoreductase activity
Source: RefSeq, a predicted model, not a curated record